AUGUCAUAUGUAAGACACAAGCAGUGGUGCAAGUACAGUGGACACAUUAAGCCUCGGCUGGUUGCAGGGGACAGUGCCUGCUCAGGACGUGUGGAGAUAAUACAUGGAAACACAUGGACCACAGUCUGUGAUGCACACUUUGAUCUCAAAGUUGCCAACGUUAUCUGUAAUGAACUUCAGUGUGGAAUAGCUGCAUCUAUCCCAGGAGGAGCUCACUUUGGAGAAGGACAAGGAAAGAUCUUGACUGAAGAAUUCCAGUGUGUGGGGAAUGAGUCUCUCCUGCUCUCCUGUCCCAGAAAACCACAAGAAAAUCAGACGUGGUCACACACAAAUGAUGCUAGUGCCAUAUGCUCACGGUACACAGGGUUCCGGCUGGUGAACGGCAGCACAGCGUGCUCAGGGAGGGUGGAGAUCCAGGUUCUUGAUGCCUGGGGAACCCUCUGUGAUUCACGCUGGGAUUUACUGGAUGCCAACGUUCUCUGUCAUCAGCUCGACUGUGGGUUCGCUGUAUCGGCUCCGGGAGGAGGGUAUUUUGGGAAGGGAAAUGGCUCUGUCUGGACAGACACAUUUCACUGCAAAGGGACUGAACCCCAUUUGGGCCAUUGCCCUGUUACUGCCCUGGGGGCCUCUCAGUGCUCACACGACAAUGAUGCCAGUGUGGUUUGCUCAGGGAGCAGGCGGCUCAGACUGGUGAAUGGGGCAGGUCGCUGUGCCGGGAGAGUGGAGAUUUAUUACAAUGGCAGCUGGGGGACAGUCUGUGAUGAUUCCUGGGAUCUGUCAGACUCCAAUGUCGUUUGCAAACAACUUGGAUGUGGACACGCCAUCAAUGCAACUGUCUCUGCUCAUUAUGGGCAAGGAUCCGGACAGAUCUGGCUGGAUGAUGUGAACUGCUCUGGGAAUGAAUCCAAUCUCUGGGACUGUCCUUCCGGGGGAUGGGGCCAGCACAACUGCAGACACAAAGAGGAUGUGGGAGUUCUCUGCUCAGAAUUCACGGAUCUGAGACUGGUGAGUGGCAGUGACUGUGCUGGGCGACUGGAGGUUUUCUACAGUGGGACUUGGGGCAGUGUUUGCAACAAUCCUAUGGAUGCCGUCACCAUGGCACUUACAUGCAAACACUGUGGAGACAGAGGGACACUUUUGAAAGAGUUUACACAUGGAAGCGGCUCUGGCCCCACCUGGGUGGAUGGUGUUCGGUGCGAUAAGCAGCACAGCUCCCUUUGGCAAUGCCCGUCAGACCCUUGGAAACAACAAUCGUGUAACAGAGUAGAAGAAACCCAUAUUGCUUGUGAAGACAGGGAGAAGUUACGUGUCAUGGGAGGAGAGGACAGAUGCUCGGUGAGAGUGGAGGUUUGGUACCGUGGCUCCUGGGGAACAGUUUGUGAUGACUCCUGGGACAUGGCGGAUGCUAACGUUGUGUGUAAACAACUGGGCUGUGGAUCUGCUGUAUCUGCCCCGGGCAAGGCUGCAUUCGGUGAGGGGACUGGUCCCAUCUGGGUGGAGAAGAUGAACUGCAGAGGGACAGAGUCAUCUCUCUGGGACUGUUGUUCCAAGCCCUGGGGUGAGAGCAAUUGUGACCAUAAGGAGGAUGCUGCUGUGAAUUGCUCAGGCUGCUUAAAGGCCAGCCCCCUUACGUGUCGUGGGGGAGAGGACAGAUGCUCGGGGAGAGUGGAGGUUUGGUACCGUGGCUCCUGGGGAACAGUUUGUGAUGACUCCUGGGACAUGGCGGAUGCUAACGUUGUGUGUAAACAACUGGGCUGUGGAUCUGCUGUAUCUGCCCUGGGCGAGGCUGCAUUCGGUGAGGGGACGGGUCCCAUCUGGGUGGAAAAGGUGAACUGCAGAGGGACAGAGUCAUCUCUCUGGGACUGUUGUUCCAAGCCCUGGGGUGAGAGUAACUGUGAUCAUAAGGAAGAUGCUGCCGUGAAUUGCUCAGGUGUGACACAGACGACAGAUUCACCAAAUACCCCAGCUCCUCUGCGUCGCCCUCUGACUGACAGUGGGAGAGUCACAGUGCCCAUGGUCAUCUGCAUUAUCCUGGGGGCCCUGCUCUGCCUGGUCUUAAUCAUCCUGGGGGCGCAGGUGCGAAGUGCCAGGGCACAGCGCAGAGUUGUCAAGUAA
Molecule: messenger RNA, 2115 nt
Organism: Chrysemys picta bellii (western painted turtle)
Lineage: Eukaryota; Metazoa; Chordata; Testudines; Emydidae
Source: RefSeq, a predicted model, not a curated record